This is a messenger RNA of Numida meleagris (helmeted guineafowl), 1721 nucleotides long. RefSeq names its product fatty acyl-CoA hydrolase precursor, medium chain-like. The transcript has 11 exons. Lineage: Eukaryota; Metazoa; Chordata; Aves; Galliformes; Numididae. The annotation marks the transcript as partial. The record is from RefSeq and is a predicted model, not a curated record.
CAGAUGUCUGAAGAUUGCUUAUACCUGAAUAUAUAUACGCCUGUUUCUACAGAGAAGCAGGAGAAGCUGCCGGUCUUUGUAUGGAUCCAUGGAGGUGGAUUAGUUUUUGGAGCAGCUUCAACCUAUGAUGGUUCAGCAUUAGCGGCCUUUGACAACGUGGUUGUUGUAACCAUUCAGUACAGACUGGGUAUUGUUGGAUACUUUAGCACAGGUGAUGAGCAUGCUCGCGGUAACUGGGGGUAUUUGGAUCAAGUGGCAGCUCUUCAGUGGAUUCAGGAAAACAUCAUUCAUUUUGGAGGAGACCCAGGAUCUGUCACCAUCUGUGGAGAAUCUGCAGGAGGAAUCAGUGUUUCUGCUCUGAUUUUAUCUCCGCUGGCAAAGGGCUUGUUCCAUAAGGCCAUUUCCGAGAGUGGAACUGCAAUCAGGACUUUAUUCACUGAAAAGCCUCAGGAGGAAGCACAAAGAAUUGCGGCUGCAGCUGCCUGUGAAACAUCCAGUUCAGCUGCUCUGGUUGAGUGCUUAAGGGAAAAAACAGAGGAAGAGAUAGAACAGAUAACUCUAAAAAUGCCUACUCUGUUCAUCAGCGGGUCUGUGGAUGGUGUAUUUUUUCCAAAGAGUCCCAGUCAAUUACUGUCUGAAAAAGCAAUCAAUGCAGUCCCGUAUAUAAUAGGAGUAAAUAACUGUGAAUUUGGAUGGGGAAUUCCUACAAUGAUGAAAUUUCCUGAUUUUACAGAUGGUCUGGACAAAGAAGUUGCAUAUCAAGUGUUACAGAAUUACAUAGCAUUAUCAUUCGAGAAUGUUACUUCUGUCACUGUUGAUCUCAUAUUCGGUGAAUACAUGGGAAAAGCAGAGAGCCGUGCUCAGGUGCGAGAUGGCCUUCUUGAUGCAUUAGGAGAUCACGUGUUUGUUUUCCCAUCCGUUGAAGUGGCUAGAUACCAUAGAGAUGCUGGACACCCAGUCUACUUUUAUGAAUUUCAGCAUCGACCAAGCUCAGCCACAGGUGUCGUGCCAGAGUUUGUAAAAGCUGAUCAUGGAGAUGAGAUUGCCUUUGUGUUUGGAAAGCCGUUCUUAGCUGGGAAUGCUACCGAAGAAGAAGAUAAACUUAGCAGAACUGUUAUGAAAUACUGGACUAACUUUGCUAGAAAUGGAAAUCCCAAUGGGGAAGGCUUGGUACAUUGGCCUCAGUAUGAUCUGGAUGAAGGAUACCUGGAGAUAGACGUAACACAAAAGGCAGCAAAGAAACUGAAAGAACACAAAAUGGAGUUUUGGGCACAGCUCACAGAACAAAUGAGGGGUGAAAGAAGGAGAGAGCGCACAGAUUUGUGAGAGCUGCAGAGGGUACGUUUUCCCUUUACAGCCUGAACUAAGGUGAAUAUUCAUUUGUCAGAACGCAGAUUUUAAUCUUGACUUUCUAACUCACUGAUGUCUAAUUUGUUGUCAUGAUCACAGGAAAACUUCCCCUGAUUCUCUCCUGUAGUGAAAAGGGAGAAUCAAGGGAAGUGCAAAGUGUACAUGGAAAUAAAAAUCAAUAAUGAAGCAAGCGGGAAUAGAAACCAGUCUUUCAGGUUCAAACUGACCACGGUAUCCAAGGGGAAAUGGGCGAGUAUAUUGAAAUCCAUAAGAAAUGAUGUUUACGGGAUAUGUCAUAGGUGUCAGAAUAUGUUGUAUUUUCAUUCCACCCUUCUUUAUCAAGAGAGUCCUUGAUUGUCCUUCUUACAGCC